AUGGCGCUGGGACUACAGCGCGCAAGGUCGAGCACGGAGCUGCGCAAGGAGAAGUCCCGGGAUGCGGCCCGCAGCCGGCGCAGCCAGGAGACCGAGGUGCUGUACCAGCUGGCGCACACGCUGCCCUUCGCGCGCGGGGUCAGCGCCCACCUGGACAAGGCCUCCAUCAUGCGCCUCACCAUCAGCUACCUGCGCAUGCACCGCCUCUGCACCGCAGGGGAGUGGAGCCAGGUGGGAGCAGGGGGCGAACCGCUGGAUGCCUGCUACCUGAAGGCCCUGGAGGGCUUUGUUAUGGUGCUCACCGCCGAGGGAGACAUGGCUUACCUGUCAGAAAAUGUCAGCAAACACCUGGGCCUCAGUCAGCUGGAGCUGAUUGGACACAAUAUCUUUGAUUUUAUCCAUCCCUGUGACCAAGAGGAACUUCAAGAUGCCCUGACCCCCCGGCAGAGCCUGUCCAAAAAGAAGCCGGAGGCCCCCACGGGGCGGUGCUUCUCCUUGCGCAUGAAGAGCACCCUCAGCAGCCGCGGGCGCACCCUCAAUCUCAAGGCGGCCACCUGGAAGGUACUACACUGUUCUGGACACAUGAGGGUCUACAAGCCCCCAGCACAGACUUCCCCGGCCGGGAGUCCCAACUUGGAGCCCCCCCUGCAAUGCCUGGUGCUAAUCUGUGAAGCCAUCCCCCACCCUGGCAGCCUAGAGCCCCCGUUGGGCCGAGGGGCCUUCCUCAGCCGCCACAGCCUGGACAUGAAAUUCACCUACUGUGAUGAGAGGAUCGCGGAGGUUGCCGGCUACAGCCCCGACGACCUGAUUGGCUGUUCCGCCUACGAGUACAUCCACGCGCUGGACUCGGAUGCAGUCGGCCAGAGCAUCCAUACGUUGCUGAGCAAGGGCCAGGCAGUAACGGGGCAGUACCGCUUCCUGGCCCGGAGUGGUGGCUACCUGUGGACCCAGACCCAGGCCACAGUGGUGUCAGGGGGCCGGGGUCCCCAAUCUGAGAGUAUCGUCUGCGUCCACUUCCUGAUCAGCCGAGUGGAAGAGACCGAAGUGGUGCUGUCCUUGGAGCAAACGGAGCGACACUCUCGCAGACACGUUCAGCGGGGCAGCCCCUCUCAGAAGGAUGCCCCUAAUCCUGGGGACAGACUUGACGCCUCUGGCCCCCAGAUCCUGGCUUUCCUGCACCCCCCUGCCCUGAGUGAGGCCGCCCUGGCCGCUGACCCCCGUCGGUUCUGUAGCCCUGACCUCCGUCGCCUCCUGGCACCAAUCCUGGACGGGACUUCAGUAGCUGCUACCCCCAGCGCACCCCCAGCCACACGGCGCCCCCAGAGUCCUCUUCCGGCUGAUCUCCCAGAUGAGCUCCUUGUGGACAUGGAGAAUGCACACAAAGUCUUGGCCUCUGGGAAAGACCUGCAGACAGUGGAGACAGAUCUAGAUAUCACUCAGGACGUCGAUGCUCUGGAUUUGGAGAUGCUGGCCCCCUACAUCUCCAUGGAUGAUGACUUUCAGCUCAACUCCAGCGAGCAGCUACCCAGGGCCUACCACAGACCUCCAGGGGCUGUCCCCCGGCCCCGUGCUCGGAGCUUCCACGGCAUGUCACCCCCAACCCCUGAGACCUCCCUGCUGCCCCGCUGGGGGAGUGACCCCCGGCUGAGUUGCUCCAGCCCUUCCAGAGGGGACCCCUCAGCAUCCUCCCCCAUGGUUGGGGCUCGGAAGAGGGCCCUGGUCCCGAGCUCAGAAGACGAGGCAGAGAAGGUGGAGUUCCUGGGCAUCAGGCCCCCCAAACGGCCCCCCAGCCUAGAACCUGAAAACUUCCUAUUGCCUCCCCUCAGCCUGAGCUUCCUUCUGACGGGAGGACCAGCCCCAGGGAGCCGGCAGGAUCCCACCACCCACCUCCUGGAACUGAAUGAGCCCCUGGGCCCGGGCCCCUCCCUGCUCUCUCUCUACCCGGACGAGGAUGCGCCCCAGCCCAGGAGCCACUUUCAGCUAGCGGCAGGCUUGGCCCAGGCCAACUGAGUCAGGUGCUCCUCUCAUCUCCUUUCUCCU
Budorcas taxicolor (takin) is the source of this 2040-nucleotide messenger RNA. It is a transcript of the gene HIF3A, whose product is annotated as hypoxia inducible factor 3 subunit alpha. Gene Ontology annotation, molecular function: protein dimerization activity; DNA-binding transcription factor activity, RNA polymerase II-specific; RNA polymerase II transcription regulatory region sequence-specific DNA binding. Lineage: Eukaryota; Metazoa; Chordata; Mammalia; Artiodactyla; Bovidae. The record is from RefSeq and is a predicted model, not a curated record. The transcript has 15 exons. Gene Ontology annotation, biological process: regulation of transcription by RNA polymerase II; cellular response to hypoxia. The coding region runs from base 1 to 2010 and encodes 669 amino acids.